Molecule: messenger RNA, 4534 nt
Organism: Harpia harpyja (harpy eagle)
Lineage: Eukaryota; Metazoa; Chordata; Aves; Accipitriformes; Accipitridae
Gene: C1QTNF12
Product: C1q and TNF related 12
Exons: 9
Coding region: 1274-2284 (336 amino acids)
Biological process (GO): positive regulation of insulin receptor signaling pathway; positive regulation of D-glucose import across plasma membrane; negative regulation of gluconeogenesis
Molecular function (GO): hormone activity
Source: RefSeq, a predicted model, not a curated record
UGUGUGGUGCGAUGCUGAGUGCAUAUUCCAAGCCACAUAUUUUUAGCUCUACCACACACUCAUGUACAGUUUUACGAACUUCCCAGAAAAAUGGUGAAUUCUCUGAGAUAAUGAAGGGGAGGUACAGAAUAGGGCUGAGGGGAGGGAGCAGGGAAUGGGCAUUGAUUUAAAUCUGCCUGGCACACGGGCCAGCUCCACUUAUCAGUGAGUCUAAUAGGAAUGUGAAGAGAAUAGGCUUGACAGCUCAUUAGAAUGUGAUCCCUCCUCCUUUUUUUCUUUUUUUUUUUCCCCUUUCUUGAAGUUGAUGGAAACUCAUUCAGGAAAGAAGUACUUAUUUGCUGAGGUAAAGCAAAAGCUGAGGAGGGUUUUGCCAGUGCGCAGCUGGGGAAAGGAGCAGCGAGAAAAAUCAGACGCGAUCUAUGCACAGAGGUACCUGAAAUCUUGCCUAGUGUGAGGGGAGAUGAGGAUGAAAAAGACACGAGAUUCUACAUCCUGACAGCUGCUUGCGGCAUCGGGACCUGCUGCUCAUGGUCUCAUUAAAGAGAAGUGAAGAUAAACUCAGAAGGCAGAGCACUUGGCUGAGCUGUGAUGCUUUCAGCCUCUUCAGGAGAGCAGCGGCUGUAGCAACCUUGGAUUACAGUUCCCCAGCAUCUUGAAUGGAAAGGAUGAGGACUUGUCACUGAGGAAAGGGAAGUAUCAUUCAAGAGAGAAUGGAUGGAACAUAUUCAAGCCUGCUUUGAACUGAACACAGUGCUUCAAAUGACAGAAAGUGAAAUCUCCUGUUGAAGAGGAACAACCUCACAACCCCCCUGAUGAGUUUGUGUUGUCAGCUCUGGCCUGAGCAACUGUUGCCCUGAGCAAUUUGACUUCUCUAGGUUUCAUAGUUGAGUGCAUUUUAAACGAGUCUGAAGACUUAUUGGGGGUGGGGGGGGAGCGACACUUCAAGGUGGGUGGCAGGACUUUCCAGGGCCUCUUGUAUUUAUGUAAGCUUCAAGAGGCUGAAUGGACUUACCUCUUUCUUCGAGUGAAUCCAGAUUUUCAAACAAGUUUAUCUAUACCAUUUCCAUGUGUCCUGCUUGAACAGAGAUCUCUCCAGCAACCAGCGCAUCCGUGCGUGCUGCACAUUUGACAUUGCAUAGCCCGGAGGAUCACCUUUAAUAGUUCUAACCUUUUUAUUUUUUGAGAGAGAAGUCUGUAUCUAUUCCUGUUAUUGGUGGUGAAGGUUUUUGUGCUUGGAGAGUGCCCUUCCUGACUUGGCCCCUCCCUUUUCAAAAUGAAGGGGUGCACCUGGGUAUUUGUGGCAACUUUACUUUGUCAGCAGUUUUGCCUCUUCAGAGUUACGGCAGCAAAGAGAGAGAGAAAGAUGAAGAAAGAACCUAAUCAGUAUACAGAGCCUUUCAAUGCUACCCUUUCAAACAGCGAAGAACUGCAUGGGCAUCCCAAGAUCCUAGAAUCUCCAGACCCUCGAAUCACAGAUCCACGGCGGACCUGGAUCUCCUUUGUUCACCGCCCAGAUGAUGGCAAUACUUCUAAAAGGAGAUGCAAAGGGAAAGACAAGAAAUUACGUGGCCUUGUUGGCCCCCCAGGACCCCCUGGUCCCCAGGGACCUCCAGGAGCACCUGGUGCUGAAGUCACCCGGGAAGUCCUUCUGCAGGAGUUUAAGGAGAUACUAAAAGAAGCCAUUGAGCGUCGAGCAUCCCUGGCUAUUUCAGCCCAUCCUAGCCAGCUGCCUCCACUCCUGCUCUCCUUGGAGGAAGUUUCGCAUCACAGACGUGUGGAGGAGGCAUUCCAUUGCAAGCUAAAAGGACAAGUCAUUGUAGAUAAGAAGACCCUGGUAGAACUUCAGAACUUCCAGUCGGUGAGAAGGGAUUACAGACUGAACCUGUGCAACUCCACAACAGCCAUUCCUCUGGCCAAAGGAGCUUUUCUCCGGGGGACAGGAUUAAAUCUGGCAACAGGACGUUUCACAGCACCUGUGUCUGGCAUCUACCAGUUUUCAGCCAAUGUCCACAUUGACCACAGUGAGUUGAAGAGUAAAGUCCAACUCCGAGCCAGAGAUAAUGUCCGAGUGUUGAUCUGCAUUGAAUCUCUGUGCCACCGAUACACGUCUUUGGAAGUCAUUGCUGGUCUGGAAAGUAACAGCAAAAUCUUCACUAUCUAUGUACAUGGCUUACUGCAGCUGCAGGCUGGCCAAUACACCUCCAUAUUUGUGGACAACAGUGCUGGAGCUCCCAUCACCAUUCAGAAUGGAUCAGAUUUCAUGGGCAUGUUAAUGGGCGCGUAACAUCAUCUGCAGCAGUGUAGCAGGGAAGGAUACGAAUUAGAGCCUUGCAGUGUAUAUUUGACUGAAGAAACCUUUACUUUGACUCUUGAAGAUGGCUUCCUGUAACUGUUGGCAUCUUCUUAAACAAGCAAAGAGCUUUUCCUUUCACAGAUACUUCAGCUUGCUUUCAGAGGCUACUGCUUUUCAAGGUCCACACCAGUUCGUUCAUCAUAAAAAGUAUACUUUUAUAAUUCAGAAACAAACUGUAAUAUUUAAUUUGUGCUUCACCAGAUGCUCACUGAACAAUACACUGAGAUUUGGAAUUUGUUACAUUAUAACUUUAUUUCACAAUAGCACUUGUAAUCAGCAUGUCUUUUGGGAUUGAUUGUGGGGUGUUUGGUUUUGUAAAUGAAGGAUUGAGAGGGGAAGUAAAAUAGUGACUAUAUUCUAUGUGUUGUGGAGGAAGGAGACAAGGAUUUGCCAGCAAAACUGCUUUUUUCAUUCAAUUGUAAAUGGUAUAGGCCCUCUCUCAUGUUCAAAAUUGGAUAUAUUUGACAAGAAGUAUGUUGAAUUCUCAGACAAUGCCUGCUUCACAGAUGGGAAUCCAAGGUCUGAACUCUUUAAUUGUGGUUCUUUAUAUCUAAGUAUUUCUUUGAUCUUAUUGAUGAAGCUGAAUACCUCGCUGCUUGUGCAGUUUUGUUUUUAUGAAAAGGUAAGGCCAACGGCACCAGUUCUAGCAUGAACUCCCUUACUUGUGUUCUUAUGUUUUAGUAAGAUGUACGUGUGGGUUUGGACUGCAUCACAUAAACAGCAUCCCCUCAGGUGCCGUAUAAUCAUUUGUAAAUGGGUCAAAUGCAUUACACUGGUUGUCAAAAGCCUGGCAAAGACAGUGAGGAUAGCAGCCUCGGAUCGGAUAUGUCACCUAUUUGGUGCUUGUUGAACUGCAGUGACACAAUGAGAUAAAACAUUGGGCAAGGCUUACUUCCAUCAGGUGGCCAGGGUCAUAGGGAGUCUAUCUGAGCUCUACCUGGAGCUUGAAAGUGCUGUCAAAGACCGUCCAGUGAACGUUUUCUGGAUUUCUACAAAUCUGUUUGCAAAUGUAAGCAUACGAGAUUGAGCCCCCAAAGCAGCUUUGCAUAUAGCUCCAGGCUAUAAACUCGUUUUAACAAAGUAAAAGGGUGUUGACAUUUCACGGGGUUAAGGUGUUACCCAAGAUGUGGUAACAUCCUUGUGAUGAAAAAAAAACCCUCAUUCAUUUAAUGUGCCUCUGUAUCCUCCCCUUUCAACAGGCACUUGGCCCUUUUAUUAAUUCAACUUAGCUAAGGAAGUGGUUGUAUAACAGUGUCAUGAAUAGAUGGUAGCAAGGCCCAAAAUGGAGUCCAGAUACUUGUUCUUGAAUGUUUGCAGUGAAUGGAAGAUAUCGUUUGUAUAGAGUUGCAAUUUUUGAUCAACUACAGUAUCUUUGUGCAAUGAAAACAGAGACUGCUGGGGACAGCAGAAGGCAUGAAAAAAAUGCCAUCCAUUGCUGGGUCUGAUCAAUACGUGAUGUUUCUACAAGCUCCAGUAAUACUGCUGUUGAGGUUGGUGGUAUGCAAAGAUGUCUUAUUUCAAGAGCUGUGGAAAAAUCUGCUGUAAAACAAGCAUGGCUGAAACUGUUUUUUUUUCAUCUCCAUUAUAAAUACCUUGAGACAAAACUUUAAGGCUACUAAAUGGUAUUUUUUCCUUUGUGAAGAACAUAUUGAAGUGAUACCUAUUGGAGGAGGAAGGAGAGGGUACAGGGAAUAAUCAAGUAGUGCUGUUACACAAGUAAACACGGGUAAAUUCCACUUUCUAGUCAGUGGAAUGCGGUUGUUCUAACUGGACCUUUGUGUCUGUCUAAAAUAUAGCAGCUAUCAAUGUUUAUACAUUCAUUCUUGCUCCACAAUACAUGCCAGAAUUCCUAUGGAUUUUCUUGUAAUACCCUUUGGGGAGAAUGUACUUUUAAGCAUAAACUGGCUGCUCCACUGGCAGAGAGGAGUCCACAGCUCUUGAAAGGCAUAGCAAGUAGCAACAGUAGUAAUUUCUGGAGCUUCAGAAAGCAUAUAACACACAUGAAUAUCACUAAACCCUAUCAAUAAAGAUUGGCUGUUUACACUGGGUUUUGACGGAGUGAGUGUAGUCAGGGCAAGUGGCCUAUAUCCCAGCAUGUAUUACUAUACUGUACUUUGUACUGUGUGAAUAUUUGUAAUAAAUCGGGCUGUUUCAUGCAUGACUUACAGCAACAUAAUCAAA